Molecule: messenger RNA, 1287 nt
Organism: Naumovozyma dairenensis CBS 421
Lineage: Eukaryota; Fungi; Ascomycota; Saccharomycetes; Saccharomycetales; Saccharomycetaceae
Gene: YTP1
Product: Ytp1p
Exons: 1
Coding region: 1-1287 (428 amino acids)
Source: RefSeq, a predicted model, not a curated record
AUGAUGAUGCACAUGGGAGGUGAUCCAAACGUAACAUAUACAAGACCUGACAUCAUCUACGCAGGUUCUCGAACCACUCAUUGGCUAUUCACCGUUGCUCUUUCAUUUCUAUUACCAUCCAUCUACACAGUUCUAACGUUCGCUGGAAGGUUGAAAAGUUCGUUAUUCUUCCAAAUAAUUGCUGGAAUCUAUUCAAUCAUUGAAGUUUGUUUCUUAUCUUUCGCUGACAAUAGUGGGAUUGAGAACAUCACAUCCCGCGUUAUGGGCAUUAUAUUAUGUAUAUUGAUUUGGCUAAGCAUCUUCAUUGGUGCGUUGACCUCUGGAACAUCGUUCUUAAUCAAGAAUAAGAAAUUAGAGAAAUUCGUCUCCAACACAGGGGAGACCAAGUUGACGUACGUUCAUCGUGGGAUGUCCUUCGCUAGCGUUUUACUUGGUUGGUUGAAAGUUUGUAUGGCUCCUGUGGCCAUGUUUGGUUUCUGUAGAGAUAAUCAUACGGGCCAAUGCUUGGCUCAUGGUAUCAUGGGAACUGCAUUCGUUUGGUAUGGAUUUGUUUAUUCUUUUGCGUUAGUCAUACCUCGGAUAACAAAAUCUCAAGAAACAUCAUAUUCACAAGAUCAUAUUGAUAGUUGGGUGAUGUGUAUCUGGGGAAUAGUGAACACUUUCACGGAACAUCGAUGGGGUAGAGAAGAUUGGUUUACACACGAUUAUCAACAUACUGCCAUGGGUAUCAUAUGGUGGGCUGGUGGUAUAUUGGGAAUUUUCUUAUCAAGGAAUGGUAAGAGAACAUUUGUACCCAGUUUAUUGAUAGUGAUCACUGGCUGGGCAAUGUCACAACAUCAUCAACAUUUGGAAGUCAGUACAAAUGUUCAUUCAUUUUUCGGAACGGUGUUGAUGAUAGGAGGAAUGUUAAGAAUUGUUGAAAUAUGUAUUAUAUUGCGUGACAAGAAAUAUCUAGACCAGAUACUCUCCUUCCAGUAUUUGUCACCCUUCUGUUUGGUAUCAGCAGGAUUAUUAUUCAUGGGUGCCACUGAGGAACAAAUGAUAUUGGUUCUUCGCUUGGGAGCAGAUCAUAGUUCUUACAUCAUGGUCGUAAUGUCUGGUGCAUUUUUAGUCUUCUUCUGGAUGCAGUUGUGUUUGAAUACAUACUUGCAUUUGGUUCAGAGAGAACAGAUAGGGUUCCUUGAUACUUAUCCAACACUAUUGAAUGCCCAACAGCGUCAGGACCAGGAUGAGAAUGAUGAAACGUUCGAACUUGAAAGAGAUGUUUCAGAGAGUUUGGAUAUUUAG